AUGGUUUCCAUUGUUUUUGCUUUCCAGAAUGCCGAGCGCGCCAGAUAUCUGAAUCCUAGAAUUACCUAUAGAUUUUGGAAUUUGGAUAAUGAGACUAACUCUCACACCCUGUUUCAUGAUUUAAGCUGGACCAACUGUACUGAGCAGGACACUUUCUACGCAUAUCACUACUACGGUUAUUUCAAGGAAGAACGGCGCUUGAGGGUGAGGUGGAGCCUAAGCUGGCAAAGUUGCGACGAGGACGCCUUCGAAAAUCAUCCUCUCAGUGCCAAUAUGAUCAAUAACUCUUCAAGUUGGUCCACCUGGUUCACUCUUCAAGAUUCAGCCCCUAAGGUGGAUCUCAUUGCUGCAACAGCCAACAAGACAUGCCCGGAGGAAUACGGCAUGGCGAACAAUCUGACAGACAAAACCAUGGAAGUCCCGAUGGGGGUGAGAUGGUCUGGCGGUGAUUACACCAACAGCACCUGCGCAGUCGUGGCGUUGUCCACCCCAACACCCACGCCGGAUCCUUGCCGAGUCCAUAUCGACAGAGUCCAUAUCGACAAGACAAUUGUCGCAAGCACGGAGGCCUCUUUGAAAUCCGACUUAUGCAAAGGGAUAGAUCGACCAUCCGAUUGUCCGGAAGGUAAAGAUAAUGCGGCGCAUCAACUAGCUGUCGCUGGCAUCUCAUGCUUGCUCGCCGCAGUUGGGGCUUUGGGGUUCUUUCUUGUCUGA
Molecule: messenger RNA, 714 nt
Organism: Penicillium manginii
Lineage: Eukaryota; Fungi; Ascomycota; Eurotiomycetes; Eurotiales; Aspergillaceae
Exons: 1
Coding region: 1-714 (237 amino acids)
Source: RefSeq, a predicted model, not a curated record